UCUUGCGUGGAAACGCUGCAAUGAGUAGAUUCAAUAAUAUUGAUGAAAAAUUGGGAGAUUAUGAAAAUGGGGUUAUACAUAAUCAUGAUUUAGAUACAAUAGAUCCAACCGCAUCUUUGCUCUCUCACAAAAAAGAAAAAUUAUUUAAGGAAGAUAAAAAAAAUACUUUUACUAAGUUAAUUGUUUGCUGUCUUGGAAUAUUUCUUUGCUAUUUCUAUUAUGGUAUUGUUCAAGAAAAAAUAACUAAAUCUGAAUAUGAAACAAAUGGCUUUGUAGAAAAGUUUGAAUAUACGUUUAAUUUAUUAUUGGCUCAAUGUAUAGUAAAUUCAAUAUUUUCUAAAGCAGUAUUAAUGUGGACCAAUAAAAGUGGAAAAGAAGAUAAUACACCUACUUGGCUACUUUCUGUUUGCUCAAUGUCUUACAUAGGUGCCAUGUUAACAAGUAACAAAGCAUUAGAAUAUGUAAAUUAUCCAACCCAGGUUUUAGGGAAGUCCAUUAAACCAAUUCCUGUUAUGAUACUUGGAGUCAUUCUAGCAAAAAAAAGAUAUCCUAUUAGGAAAUAUGUAUUUGUUAUGUUAAUAGUUUUGGGAGUUACAUUAUUUUUAUUCAAAAACAAAUCUGCAAGAACAUAUGACUCCACAGCUCUCAAAUUUGGAGAAAUAUUAUUGCUUAUAUCCCUUUUAUUGGAUGGUGUUACUGGUGCUUUGCAAGAAAAAAUGAGGAAUCACACAAUUAGGCCACAUACUAUGAUGCUACAUUUCAAUCAAUGGUCAAUGCUUUAUAUGUCAUUAGGUAUCUUUUUGACUGGUGAAGGCCCCAAAUUUGUGUCGUUCAUACACAGACAUCCAAAAGUUUUGUUGGACUUUUUGGUUUUUGGUAUAACAAGUGCCCUCGGACAACAUUUCAUAUUCGUAACAGUAACUGAUUUCGGUCCUCUGACAUGCUCACUCGUCACAACCACCAGAAAAUUUUUCACCAUUCUCGCAUCCGUCAUCUUAUUCGGUAAUCCGAUGAAUAGCAGGCAAUGGUGGGGCACCACACUCGUUUUCAUCGGACUUAUGCUGGACACAUUUUACGGAAAAGCUAUUAAAAAGCCAAUCGGCACAACCAAAUGAAAAAACCAUUCCUUUUUAAAAAUAGGUGAAAUAUUACUUAUUGUAAAAUUUGUAUAAUAUUUUACACAAAUCCUUUUUUUUUUCAUUACACGUAAACACUGUUUUAUCGAAUAAUUUAAUUUUUUUGUAAAAUUUGUAUAAUAUUUUACAUGGAUCUUUUUUUUCAUUACAUGUAAACACUAUUUUUAUCAAAUAAUUUAAAUUUUUUAUAAAUAAAAAAAAUGAUAAUCUUGAUUUAUCGCUCAUAACUGGUGUUGUUAAGGGGCCCGAAUAAAAUUUUAGCUAAAAUAAUAUUAUGUAAGCCUCGAGAUUUGGCAAAUGGAGAUCUUUCUACCACUUGCGAGCAAAGCCUCCAGGCUUGCAUAAUAUCAUUUUGGCUAAAAUAUUGCGGUUUAUAACUUUAAUAAUUUUAACGGUUUUUUAGGCUUAAAUUUGAUUGCUCACGAAAUGCAUGCUUUUUAUAAUAUGUAUCCACUGAAAUGCACUUGAUGGUGCUAAAUUUUCAUGUUUUUUAAUUACAUAAUUUCGUAUAAAAUGUUUAUUAAUGGCAUAUUAAUAAAUGCAUUAUAAUUUUGAAUUAGGCCUUUUGUCUAAUCAACCAAAUAUGAUUUCACCUAUAUAAUUAAAAUUCAUUAUAUACUAAAAAUUCUUAUAUUAUAUUUAU
This is a messenger RNA of Gordionus sp. m RMFG-2023, 1779 nucleotides long. RefSeq names its product solute carrier family 35 member B1-like. The transcript has 7 exons. Lineage: Eukaryota; Metazoa; Nematomorpha; Gordioida; Chordodea; Parachordodidae. Gene Ontology annotation, biological process: UDP-galactose transmembrane transport. The record is from RefSeq and is a predicted model, not a curated record. Gene Ontology annotation, molecular function: UDP-galactose transmembrane transporter activity; UDP-glucose transmembrane transporter activity. The coding region runs from base 21 to 1115 and encodes 364 amino acids. Gene Ontology annotation, cellular component: Golgi membrane; endoplasmic reticulum membrane.